Molecule: messenger RNA, 2103 nt
Organism: Wallemia mellicola CBS 633.66
Lineage: Eukaryota; Fungi; Basidiomycota; Wallemiomycetes; Wallemiales; Wallemiaceae
Product: phosphatidylserine decarboxylase
Exons: 5
Coding region: 13-1485 (490 amino acids)
Biological process (GO): phosphatidylethanolamine biosynthetic process
Cellular component (GO): mitochondrion
Molecular function (GO): phosphatidylserine decarboxylase activity
Source: RefSeq, a predicted model, not a curated record
ACUACUAUCAAUAUGCCACUCGGCUAUCGUAUGCCAGCACGCUUGAGGCGUAAAGCAGGUCAGACGUUGUCAUGGGUAGAACCUUUAGCAACGUCUUUCCCUAGUAGAGGUGGUAGAUCCUUCAGAUUCUCUGCUAGAAGAUGGACUGGAUAUAAAAAUGCUGAUCAGAAGGAUGAGCAAUUUAGACAGAAGUUACCUUUAGGAUAUCGUCUGAAAAUGGCUUGGAAGGAUACUCCAACAAAGUGGUACCCUUUACCAAUUGGGAUCGGCGCAGUUUUGAUUGCAUUCUUAUCAAUAAAGAAUCGCAAGUUUAGUGAUGAACCACAUGUCGUUUUCGAUGGUCAAUCAAUGAAAUUACAGGGUCCUUGGCAGGUACACGUUAUCGGCGCUUUACCACUUAGACAAUUAUCUAGAUUAUGGGGUUACGUUAACUCAUUUGAGAUACCAAUUUGGGCGAGACCAACCGGUUUUAAACUUUAUAGUUGGUUAUUUGGUUGCAAUUUAGAUGAAAUUUCACCUGAAGAUCUUACUUUAUAUCCAAGUUUAGGCGUUUUCUUUUAUCGUAAAUUGAAACCAGGUGUACGUCCAAUCGCGGAUUCCUCUUUAGUUUCACCUGCAGACGGUACUUUAUUACAUUUUGGAUCAAUUGAAAAUGAACAAGUUGAACAAGUUAAAGGUGUAACCUACAGUUUAGACGCUUUACUUGGUUUGUCAAACUUAUCAAAACCUUCAGAUCUAAUACCGUUCAAUAAUGAAAACGAAGAACAUGAACACGUUGCACAUACUGACUUUGCAAACGUUAACGGUAUUGAGUAUAGUUUAGAUCAAUUGCUGGGAGAGCAAGAAAAGGAAGGUUCAACCCAGGAUGCUGCUAUUGAACAUGAUUUAAGUGCAGCUGCUAUAUCACAUGAUGCAAAGGUCGCAAAAGAGUUAGGUGAACAAGCUGUACAGAUGAAUAAUUUCAAAAAGAGUUAUCCAGCUGUUAAACCCGGUAAUAAACUAUUCUUCAGUGUCAUCUAUUUAGCACCAGGUGAUUAUCAUAGAUUCCAUAGUCCAACUGCAUGGGUAGCAGAAAAACGCAGACACUUUGCAGGUGACCUAUUUAGUGUAUCACCUUGGAUGGCGAAGAGGUUACAAAAUCUGUUUGUUUUAAAUGAAAGAGUAGCUUUAUUAGGUAGAUGGAGACAUGGAUUUUUCAGUAUGACACCUGUUGGUGCAACUAACGUAGGUUCGAUCAUACUCAACUUCGAUAAAGACCUCCGAACGAAUGUUGGUAGACGACCACCACGUACAGGAGCAUAUAAAGAGGCUAGUUAUGAGAACGCAUCUAGAGUAUUAAAAGGACAGCCAUUACAACCUGGUGAAGAAAUUGGUGGAUUUUGCUUAGGUUCAACAAUUGUGUUGGUGUUUGAAGCGCCAAAGGACUAUAAAUUUAGAGGCAAACCAGGUGAUAAAUUAAAAAUGGGUGAAUCAAUGUUAAUAUAAAGACGUUUUUGUAACACUAAAUUCUUCUCUUUUUGACGUUAUCAUAUGGGUUUAGCAUUUUCGAGUAUUUUGAGUAUAUUCUCUAAGAAGGAGUAUAAAUUAGUCGUUAUAGGAUUAGAUAACGCGGGUAAAACGACGAUAUUAUAUAGAGUAACGCAGGGCGAAGUUAUAGCGACAGCGCCAACGGUUGGUAGUAAUUUAGAGCAAUUUGAAUACAAGAAUCUAAAGUUCGCACUCUGGGAUAUCGGCGGUCAGCAGCAACUAAGGUCGACCUGGUCUGCGUAUUAUAAUCAAGCGAAAGCGGUAAUAUUAGUAGUAGACAGCUGUGAACCGGAUAGGUUGAAUGUCGUUAAAGAGGAACUCCAUAGAGCAUGUCAGGAUGAGCAACUGAAAGAUGCACUGCUUUUGGUAUGGGCUAAUAAGCAGGACCGUAAGGAUCAAGCUAGCACUCCAGCUGAGAUAUCCUCUAAGCUAGAACUCACUGCUCUCAAGGAUAGACAGUGGUCCAUCUUCCCGUGCUCUGCACUCACGGGCGAUGGGCUAUCAGAAGGUUUAGAUUGGCUUACAGAGCGUAUAAGUUAGAAUAUUAAUAAUUAAUGUACUUUUAUAAAUCACGUA